UACGGAUGGUGGUGGCCUGCGAGGGUCAUUUCUAGUAAGGGCGAAAAGGCCGUCCCACUUAGAUCUUGUUAAUUACUUGUUCCCAGAGCGAUGAAGUGCAAUGAUGAGAUAAAACGUGCCCCUGCUCCGGGGAUCGGACGCACCGAGGGUCUGGGAAAACCAUGUAAUGAGCAGUGUGACAAGCUCCUGCGGGACACGACCUGGGAGAUCUGACAAGAUCAAAGCUGCAGGAGAAUGGACAGUGAGGUACAGAGAGAUGGAAGGAUCUUGGAUUUGAUUGACGAUGCCUGGCGAGAAGACAAGCUGCCGUAUGAGGAUGUUGCAAUACCACUGAAUGAGCUUCCUGAACCUGAACAGGACAACGGUGGCACCACAGAAUCUGUUAAAGAGCAAGAAAUGAAGUGGACCGACUUGGCCUUACAGUACCUCCAUGAGAACGUUCCCCCUGUAGGAAACUAACACCUGGCUCCCUUUUCAUGGAUGGAUUUUUUUUAGAAUACAUAGGGGCACUAAGGUAGCUCAGCGGUUAAACAUCCAACUCUUGAUUUCAGCUUAGGUCAUGAUCUCACCGUUUUUGAGAUAGAGCUUUGUAUCGGACUCCAUGCUAACGGUGUGGAGUCUGCUUGGGAUUCUCUCCCCCUCUCUCUGCCUCUUCCCCAGGUGCACACAUGCACAUGCACUC
Puma concolor (puma) is the source of this 682-nucleotide messenger RNA. RefSeq names its product anaphase promoting complex subunit 13 (gene ANAPC13). The record is from RefSeq and is a predicted model, not a curated record. Gene Ontology annotation, cellular component: anaphase-promoting complex. Gene Ontology annotation, biological process: protein K11-linked ubiquitination. NCBI's taxonomy places the organism in Eukaryota, Metazoa, Chordata, Mammalia, Carnivora, Felidae.